UUCGUCUUGGGCUUUUUUUUGUUAUCGGCUCAGUAUGCUGGUGAUGCAGGGACUUUUGCGAUUCGUCCAUACUCAUGAGUAACACGAUGUGGUUGAAACGCGUUGUUUUCUGUCGUGGCUCCGGUGAUCGUGACCAAGCUUCCUUCACGGCAUGAGGCCGCGCUCAUCGUUUCACCGUUGCGGCCUCCUAAGCUCGCAACCGAAAGCCAUGAUAUUUCCUAGCUCUCAAAGUCAUCGACCUCACCUCCCAUUGCAGUCCAAUUUUAUUGUUGUGAGGAAUCUCUGCCUCGAUCUCGGUUAAUGUCAGAAUUAUCUUGCUCACUCUAUGUUCUCUGAUUCUGCUUCAUGUACCUUAACAAUUUCGUUGAUUCAGAUCGGAUUGAUACAUAAUCUUUCACAUUAAAUGUUAAAAUACUUAGUAUCUGAUAGCCGGGUUUGGAUAUUGAGUUCUGAAUUUUGGAAACCUUCUGUAAUUAUAAUUGCAGCUUCUUUUUCAUGUUCUGUCUGUUGCUUGAAUUCUCAGUACGGUUGUUAUGGUUCAACCACCAGCACACCAUUGUUCUGUAAUGUGUUUGAGUGAGAGAUAGUGACUGUAAUACGUGUCCUAGAUGUAAUUGCAGCUGCAUAUGCUAUUACUAGCUCUUUCUUCAUGUUCUUUCUUUUCCUUGAAUUCUCUGUACAUUCUAACUAUUGUUUCUGUCUGUGUUUAAAAUGGCGAUCGCCUUUUGCGCCAUGGCGCAAGGCGCACUGUGGCGAUGGCUCCACCGCCAUGGAACCCUGAGGCGAGCCUAGUUUCCCCAAGGGGCUCGCCUAGUUGCGCUUUGCCCAUAAGGCAGUGGCUUAAAGGCGAUGCAAAGGCGCGCCUUGGAGACUGUAAGUUAAUCGGCACUAAACCAAGUAGAAACUAAACCCUACUCUAACUAAUUAACCAAUCUUAAAACCAAACAUUAAAAAUACUCACCAAAACAUAGAUCUAACUGUGUUUUGCUUAAGGUUAGUGUAUUAUCUACUCUUCUCUAGUCUCAUAGGUUCUUCUUCUUAUUAUAACUUCUUUACAUAACACCAAUACUCGUGCUUGUUACAUAACACGACAAUAAGACAUAGUUAACGUUAACUUUCAACUAGUCUUCAAGGCGAGCGCCUCGGUGCGCCUUGGCGCAAGGCGCAAGGCACACACCUCAUCGCCAUGGAGCGCCAUGUGCCAUUUUAAACACAAGUUUCUGUUAUAAUAUAGAAAGUUUAGAUCUUGGAUCAACAACCAGCAUAACUGCUCUGUAUCUAUGACUGAGAGAGAUUUAGUGUGUGUAUUAAUAUGUGCUCUCGCUUGAAUAUCUUAACUUCUGAGACUUUGUACUUAUGGAUUCAGAUUUUUAGUUGUUUUAAUGUGUUAGAUAGAGCAUCAUUACGUGGCUUAGGAUUUGAUUAUUGUUGGCUACUUUCAUACAAACAAGAGGUUCGACAAUGUGGAGCUCUCUGGCGUUCCUAAGAAUAUCGUUUAAUAGCAAAAAGCUUGAAGCCUUAUCAAAGGGUAAAGAUAGAAACCCUGAGAUGCAGGUUUGUGUUUCUAAUCACGACAAAAGUUCUGGACAUCUUACUAUAGCAUGGAUACAUGAUUUGGAAGGAAAUAUAUGGGGAACAUCUGGACAAUUCGAAUGUGGCAUUGUAUUCGGAGUGGAAGUAGCUUUGGGUUAUGAAGAGAUUUGUUCAGAUUCUUCUGGGAACAGAGUGUUUAUUAGGAGAAAUAAUGGAUACAUGAAACUUAUCAAGCCUUUCACCAUGGAAAACAUAUUAAUGUCUCGGUUAUGUAGAGAGAAAAUGUACAUGGAGGAAAAUAUGUUUAGCCCCUUUCCAUCACAUUGUAAUUCAUUUUCGAGGCCAUUGGUUUUACUGAUGGUACAAAGGAUUUUAUAAGAACUAUGGAGAUUUUAUUAGCCGAGCUCAGAGUUGUAGAAUUCCUUAGCUAAGGAAGUUGGAAGAUCUAGGUCUUCAUGUUAAGAGAAUAAUG
Brassica oleracea var. oleracea is the source of this 2005-nucleotide messenger RNA. RefSeq lists its product as uncharacterized. Bases 1462 to 1911 code for a protein of 149 amino acids. The transcript is spliced from 3 exons. NCBI's taxonomy places the organism in Eukaryota, Viridiplantae, Streptophyta, Magnoliopsida, Brassicales, Brassicaceae. The record is from RefSeq and is a predicted model, not a curated record.